AUGUCUGAAGGCGUCGAAUUGAGCACUGUUGGCCUAUCGCAUCCAUCCCUUGAACUAUCUCUAUCGGCCUCCCCUCAGCUCUUCGUUUCCAGUACGGCGAUCUCCCAGCUGACCAACGUUGAUAUUCUCGAACGUGUCCAGUCAGGGGAAAUCUGGUUUCUACCACCCAGAGUCUUCUACAUUCAGAUAAUCAUUCGUUUUGACGAUUGCGACAUGAGUGACGCUCCCAUGGAGAGCCACAUACUUGAGUUUCUAGCUGGUGCGAUCUGUUUAUCCAAGCUAUGGGAGAUUCUUGGGAUAUCCAUCGGCUGUAGUGAGAUCAGAUACCAUACCAGCAGCCAUGACGAACCCAACCUAUGGUUUGAAGUAGAGCACCCUGAUAAGUCCUCUGCGCUAUUAUCUCCACCCGAUGCUGAGACUUGCUCCAUGGAUGGUAUUGUCUGUUACUUUGAAUACAAGUCAAGUGCUCAACAAGACAAUGCCCAUUACGAAGGUCAUGAUAACGACACAGCUGGCCAGGUAACAACGCUAGAACGCGUUCACGUCGGUCCCCAAGAUCGCCUACAGGACGCAAGACGAAGUCCGGGUCCUCUGUAUGUCGAGGACCAGUCAUGCGCCGAACAUAUGGGUGAGAUGCAGAUAAUGAGGGCUGCCACUGCCUUGGAUCAAGCCCGGCAGCACCGGCGCGGGACAGCAGACCUAGCUAUCGCCGCUUUGCACAGCAUCAUCGGUGUGAGAAGAAAGCUUCCCAAUAUCAGGAUCGACACCUCCGCCUCCCCAACCUUGCUAGAAAUGGCGCCCUCUGUCUGGAACGCGCACUACAUGAAGGCAGACAUCAUUACAGCGUCUGGAGGUUGGCGAUCGUCGUUGCGAGAAAAGAUUGAUCGACUCCUGGCGGAUGAGCGAAACCGACAACCAGACAAUUGGAACGAUCGCGAACAGUCGGCGUCGAAACUAGUGCAAAAGAGACUGUGGGAAAUGCUGAAGAAAACGCUCAUGAUAAAUAUUGGGAUCAAAUCUGCUGCCAAGAACGUGCAUCGUGAUUCUCAGCAUCUCGUAAUGGAAGAACUCGAAUCCCAGCUAUAUCCUGAAGUUUAUGGCUGUCGAGAAACUUACGAUGGGCUGGAAGACGAUGUCCGUUCACGGGACAUUUCCUGUCUGGACGAUAUGGACAUUGAAACCGAGACGCAACAGAUGAUGGACGCAGCUGAUCGCGACUACGAUUUCUAUAACCAUCACACCCAACACCAAUAUGAUAGUCAGGACUAUGAGAUAGAUGCGAUCAAUGAGAUAAACGGCGAGUAUUUCUUUGAGGAGAAGUAUUCCGGGUAUGGGGAGGUGAGAGAUUCAACCAUGAUGGAACAUACUCCCGAAGGAGGUUUCCCCAUUGAAGGCACGCAAUGGGCACACCGACUUGAAUGGACUCAUCAACAGGAGAUGGAUGCGCCACCGGCAGACACUGCACGGGGCUACAAUGAAUUCUCACUUGUGCCGGACGAUCCCGAUGAGACGAGUUCCGUUGAUGGGUCCUGCUUACGGACAGAACAGUACUGGUGGGACGGGGACGGAAUACCGGGUCAACCUGAUGGUCUAUAUGAAUGA
This is a messenger RNA of Neoarthrinium moseri, 1602 nucleotides long. RefSeq lists its product as uncharacterized. The record is from RefSeq and is a predicted model, not a curated record. The transcript has 3 exons. The coding region runs from base 1 to 1602 and encodes 533 amino acids. NCBI's taxonomy places the organism in Eukaryota, Fungi, Ascomycota, Sordariomycetes, Amphisphaeriales, Apiosporaceae.